Molecule: messenger RNA, 2804 nt
Organism: Zophobas morio
Lineage: Eukaryota; Metazoa; Arthropoda; Insecta; Coleoptera; Tenebrionidae
Exons: 10
Coding region: 71-2584 (837 amino acids)
Source: RefSeq, a predicted model, not a curated record
ACCAACACAAGUUAAAAGGGUAUCCACAAUUACACAAUUUUCCAGAACACUGUGACUACUUUACUACACCAUGGAGGUGAUGGAAGAUGGUAAUUUAAUGGACAAAGUCCACAUCCUAAUCCAACGAGACAUGGAGUACUACAAGAAUAAUCAAACUGUUCUUCAAGAAACAAUUUGUCCGGGGGUGGCUGGAGGCCGUUUAGAUUUCCCCAGGUCCGUUUCCUUUGCCGCUAUGAAAUUAGUUCUGUGGUGGGAAGAAGAAUAUGUUGCUGCCUACCGAAAAAAUUCAGGCUUUUUGCAAAAGUGUGAGGUUUCUGAUCAGAAUAUGGAUACGUCUGGGGGCUGUGGAGGCAUCGUCAAGGCUUCAGAUCCGACGAAGUUUGUUAAUCUUAUUAAUAAAUCAGCGGAGCAGCUUUUAGAACAUUUACACGUGCUCACACAGGAAGCUCUUGAUCACGCUGAUUUAACGGUCUUAACUGGGACAAUCGGUGCUGCAACUCUUUUAAAAAAUUGUCUCUGGUUUUAUUUACAAUCCAUUAGUGAAAUAAAGGGUAGUCAGGUGGAGUUGCUGCAUGACAGUUCAAAGAAGUACCAAGAAAUGGGUGAAGCUUUAGCUGAAAGGUUGCUGGAUUUACAUUGUAGGUUGCUCUCACUGUAUAUUUUACAAGAAGCUGAGUCUUUAGACUGGGAAAACCAGAAGGCUUUUUGUGAGUCAGAAAGGGGCUCCUAUGUUAUACAAAUGUGGUGGUUGUAUAUGCAAGGGACUAAAGAGGAUUUAUGGAACACUGUUCCUCCAAAAAUGGCACAAAGGGUUUUUUCUGGGAUGUUAAAUGAAUCAUUAACAAUUUUAACGGUUCGUUACACUCAGUCUUGUCCUUCUGAAGCCAGAAGCAAAUUGCUUGUGGUUGAUAUAAGUAAUUUGUUGUUGUGUAUUGCUCAGUUGCUGCCUUGCAUAUGUGACAGAGCUGAAGAAUUAGUUGGGCUGAACUUGAACAGCAAGAGUAAAAUAUUGAGGGACAUUCAUACAAAGUGUCAGGAAUUAUUGAACUGUUUAGUGUUGAGGGGAGCGUCUCUGGAUGUGUUGCACAAGGUUUUCCGCAAGGGUAUUGAAAACGUAGACAUUUUUAAAUCCAAAAGCCUGGGACCCGCCCCAUGGAUAAUUUUUGCCCUCCCUAACAUCUUCAAAGUACACCCAAAAAACACCCUCAGAAUGUCAGAUUUACCCCCAAACAUAGCCAUAGCUCUCGAACUCACAGUUCUUUUAGCACAACCCCAACCCAACUGGGCCCUGCUACUAAAAGUUUUAGGAAUGAAAAACUGCAAACUCUUAAAGUUAAUACUGGAGUUUUCUUUGGAAAAUUUUUCCGCGGAAAUCCAGCAACCAACAAUCAGAGUCGAACCCUGCGGAUUCUUUCUGUGUUCCAGCGACGGAACAUGCAAGUGCAUCGACACGUCAGUGCCUUUUCUCACUCCACUACACUACUACGACUUGAUUGCGUCAGUCACUUGCGUUAUUCUAACGAUUGGCAGCAAUGACGAUUUUUCCGAUAUACUCUUUUCGGCGAUUAGUCAUCAACCCAAUUGGGCAAAGUGCUUCGACCGCAGAAACGUUUGGAACCAAAUCAGACCACCCUGGUACGAAUCUAUCUUAACCUUCAUCAAACCCCUUCUUCCAACCAUCACCAGAACCGUCAUCAACGCGAUUCAAACCGGAGCGAGUAUGUACCAAGCGAUGUUGGUCAUUCUGGGUUGCUACAGCCAGUUGUGGGACUGCGUGAACACAGUCUUACCCAGAGUAUCAACCCUAAUACAAGAUCUACUCCCUGCUGACGUAACCCCAUUGAACCAUUCCGCUCUAAUCCAGAUACUUAUCAGCGCUUUGUACACAGAGUUGUUGCGCCAGUCCGAGCUAGAACAAAACAAGAAGGUUAAAUUUUCUGGUGUUCCGGCUGAAACUCCUGCCAAAGUACCAGAACACAAAAAUUCAAUUACGAGCUUCGAAGGGAGUUGUAGCUCACCUGGAGAUAUAGCGCUAGCGGUUGCCGAGUCUUUGUGUAGUAUCGACGAAGACAACAAGCACACUGACCAAAUUGAGGAGUUUUUGGAGCAGGUGAAGGACAGUUUGGAGAUGUUUGACGAUAGUGGUGAGGAGGGAUCGUCAAGGGUUGAAGGGAGCGAACAGAUCACUGAAGUGCUGGUUAGUGAUAUUUUGAUGACGAUGCAUGGGAAGAAGAGUCUGAAGAGACUGCACCACUUCAUUAAAAAUAAUAGUGAGUGGUUUUUUCAAAAGUUGGGGAUUAGUGAGAAGGUUGAACCAGUCGUUCCGAAUAGAGUUAUAGCGGCUAGUUGUCCCCUUUUGCAUACGAUGUUUCAUAUUGGGUAUAGGUCCUUCGACCAGCUGCUGACUGGAGAGUGGCAACCUAACUGGAAUGGUUUGUUCCAAACACCAAUGGGAUUGAGCAUUGACAGGGUUUGGGCACAAAUUUCUCUGCGUUGGGAAUUUAGAGAUAUAAAUUCCUCGUCUUUGUCUACCAGAGACGUGCAGAUUGUUAAUCAUUUAACGACGGUUUUAAAGCAGUCUUAGUUUAAAUAUUGUUAACUCUUAGUAGAUCACUAGCAACUUUAGUAGUAAUGAUUAUAUUCCUGCUUUAAAAAACCACUAGAACUUUUAAGGUGUGAAUUCGGAAAAGUCGAAAGGAAGUGGAGGGUGAAAAAGAGAGGAAAUGGAACAGAGUGACAAAUGUAUAAUGAAAUAAACCACCCUUCAUCGAGAGUGUAAACUCUAAAUAAAUGAGCUGAUGAGA